This is a messenger RNA of Odocoileus virginianus texanus, 2556 nucleotides long. The record is from RefSeq and is a predicted model, not a curated record. NCBI's taxonomy places the organism in Eukaryota, Metazoa, Chordata, Mammalia, Artiodactyla, Cervidae.
UUGUUCUUUGGAGUUCAGGGUGUUUUAAAUGACUGAUGGCAGUGGUGAGUGAACUGACAUAGAAGCAGCACUUGGCCUGCAUGUAGCAGGCGCUUCAUUAAAAUGUGGGCUGCUACAGGAAGUGAUCAUUAUUUCUCGUCUUCCGCUUCUACUCCUCAAGCUGUAAAAUGGAGGAAACUCGGACUCUAAUCGAUCUCUCCUUGCCCUGAAAAUUUCAGUCCUGAACCAGUCUUCAGAGCUCAUCUAUGAAAGGGUACCGGGGAUAAAGACGUCACUGCCUCACACCUCAUCCGCACGGGGUUGCAGACCUGGAAAGCUGCACGUGGAGCAACCAUGAGGAUUACCGCUCCGCUGACAGCAUGCCUGGGACUUCCCCGGAGGUCUAGUGGCUAAGACUCCGCUCCCACUGCAGGGGGCCCGGGUCCCGUCUGUGAUGAGCCACAUGCCGCGACUAAGAGUUUGCAGGAUGCCACCGGAGACCCUGCAUGCUACAGUGAAGAUGGAGGGGCCCCGUGCCACCCUCGAGACCUGGGGACAGUCAGACAACUAUUGUGGACUCAGCUCUGAUACCACGAGAGACUGGUGUCAAAUCGGUUUACAGCCAAUGAGAUUGGAUUCCACCAUUCUUACAAGAAACCUCCUUCAUAACUGUUUGCAGUCCAGUGUGUUCUCUUAGAUGAGAACAUAGAUGGAGUUACAGCUACUACGCUGGAAAUUCUGGGAAAAUCCUGGUAAUUUCCUUGGAGGAAUUUUGGCAGAAAAUACCCAGGGGCACAUGGAUACACCAUCUCGUUCAGUCCUCAGUCUUUUGGUCCCUUCAAGGCUCUGUUUUGGCUCCCAGAGGACGUUUCAUGGACUAACAUCUCUGACUCAACAGCUCCUCAGGUAUAUUCUGCUUUACAGUUUACGGCGAGGGUGCACAGCCUUGGUCUCCUCUCACCCUCAUGACAGUUUUUACGAGGCAGGCAAACCCCCGCUAGUCCCCACGUCACAGAGGAGUAGGAUUCAGGGACCAGGUGAUUGCGAAUUCGGAGGAAGAGCUCUGAUGGAGCCAGAUCCCACGCUGCCCAGCCACAAGGGUUGGAAUGACCUGGUUCCAGUCUACAUUUUUGGCCUCAUUUUAUGCCACUGCAACAGACUCAUUGGUCUUCUUCCUGCUGCUCUUCCCCACAUCAAGGCCUCAGCUCAUGUUUCACUGUUGCCGAGAGUGAACUUUCUUUCUACUUUACGCAGUGAACACCCGUGUGCAAAGCACUUCCCUGACCUCCCAGCACAGGUGAGUUUUCUGUUAAAUCUUCACCUGAUAUCUGGAACGCCUCCGUGUGCAUAGCACAAGUGUAAUAACAUACCUGUGGAGUUACUCUCACUUUUUCAUUUAUAACCUGCCUAUUAGAUGCCAAACCCUGUCUAUUUCUAAGAGCAGUGCAUCACUUCUCUCAAAGAGGGCCUUGUCUACCUGUGCCCUGAGCACCUAGGACCCUUCUGCACAUGUAGUAUGGGUACUCAGUAAAUAUCUUUUCAGUGAAGAGUGGAGCUUUAAAAAGUAAUGUGCCAGACCCUCACUGUCAUUAGCGCACGCCGAUCACACAGUGUCCUACUGGGAAUGUCCUCUCCUGAUGGGGGGAGUGAGGAGUGGUCUGUUUGGUUUUCUGUAUGUGCACUUUGAAGUCAUGUUCUGUCUUGUGUUAUUGGCAUUUGGGAAACGAAACUGGCGGUACUGGUGGGUGUCUCAGAAAAGGUGUGAAUAUUUAUGCUUACCAAAAGAGAACAGGGUUUAAUAGAGACAGUUGUGUCAUUUCUUCAUUAUUUCAUCCACUUGUUCACUGAGCGAUUCAUUCAUUCACACCUGCUAUGCAGCAAGCGUGAUUCUGAGGUCUGAGAAUGUAACAACAAUGAUACAGACAACAUUCUUGCCCUCUUGGGACUGCAGGUUUUAAUGGCAGAAGCUCUAAUGAGUCUACCCUUAAAUAUGAUGGCGUAAGAUUAGGAACCAAGGCUGUGGGGAUUGAACAGAUAUAGCUCUGUACUAGGAAUUAUAUUUAUGAUUCUUUUAUUAAUUGGAUGAAUGACAUUCAUAAAACUAUCUCUGAGCAUAAUGAAGCAGUUGAACCAUAAUAAUGUAUUAAAAUUCUCCUUAAGCUUUGAGAGGCUGUGAUUGUGAGUGCUAGCCAGAUAGGUUUAAAUUUACUACCUACUCCCAAAUUCCAUUUUCUUAUUUACAAAGGGAAAAGUAGGAUAUAUACCCAUCUAACCUCCCAGAUUGGUAGUAAGGAGCAAAUGACUUACUAUACACAUGAGGGCUGGAAAACUUUCCAACAUUGCACACCUAAGAGCCGUUAUCACCAUGAGGAUGGUGGUAUUGCAGUGACCCAAAUGGAAUCCCUUCUUUUGCCAUGGAGGGGAUUGACUAUCAAGGUGAUAGGGUGGUCUAUCAAGGGUCUGUCACCCCUAUCAAGGGGUGGUCUCCUUGGGGACCACAUGCAUGGGAUUCAUUAUCUCAGGACCGAAGUCAAUUCAAACCAGCCUUUAUGGUAACUCCUCCAAAGCUCCUAACAA